This is a messenger RNA of Microthlaspi erraticum, 753 nucleotides long. The record is from the annotation of a GenBank genome assembly. NCBI's taxonomy places the organism in Eukaryota, Viridiplantae, Streptophyta, Magnoliopsida, Brassicales, Brassicaceae.
AUGGGAAUGAAGAAAGGGCCAUGGAGUGCUGAAGAAGAUCGAAUCUUGAUCAAUCAUAUUCGUCUCCAUGGCCAUCCCAAUUGGAGAUCUCUCCCCAACCUAGCCGGGCUACUUCGGUGCGGCAAAAGUUGCAGGCUUCGUUGGAUUAAUUAUUUAAGACCAGACAUCAAACGUGGCAAUUUCACUCCUCAAGAAGAAGAAACUAUCAUCAACUUACAUCAAAUCUUAGGCAACAGAUGGUCUGCGAUAGCUGCAAAAUUGCCUGGAAGAACAGACAACGAAAUAAAAAACGUUUGGCACACUCAUUUGAAGAAAAGAAUCCAUCAAAAUCAUCAAGAUCAAAAUGACAGUGAAACAAUUGGCGAUGACGGCGAAAAUUUAGCUUCUAUUACGGCUGCAAAGAGACCAACUUCUCCGCAACAACAAUCUUGCAGUAGCACCAACAUUUCAGUGGUUACAACAUCGGGAAACAAUAACGACAUCUCUAAUAACAACAAAGACUCUGCGUCAUCAUCCGAAGACGUUCUUGCAGUGAUAGAUGAGAGUUUUUGGUCAGAAGUCGAAUUGAUGGAUUGCAACAUUUCAGGAGAUGAGACUAAAGAGACAAAGAUAGAGAACUGGGAGGACUCGUUAGAUAUAAAUGAUAAAGGAUAUAACUACUCGAAAUUGUAUAACAAUGACACGGAGCAUUGGUUUGAUCUUCUCACUAGUAGUAGUAUAGUUGGAGAAACUUCCGACAUUUCUGAGUUUUGA